CACAGGAGGUCCCGCCCACUUCCAGCUUUCCUCGUUUCCAGCCUCUGUCAGCGGAUCGUACAUGAAGUGAAGUGCAUUUAAACCAACGCGGAUAAAAGCGAAGGAUGGCCGCUAGGAUUAUGAUAGCGGCGAAAUGCCCGACUGAUGAGCUGUCGCUGACUAACUGUGCUGUCAUCAAUGAAAAGGAACAGCAGUUAGAUAAUUUAGAACAUGUGACUGUUCGCAAUGGAGCCCACACUUUUGUGUUCACCUUGAGGACACAUCCCAGUAUGGCUGCUGGGUCUAUCGGCUUCAGUUUGCCACAGAGAAAAUGGGCCGGACUCGCAAUUGGAUAUGAGGUAGAAGUGUCAGUCUACCGGUUCGAUAAGACCAGACAGUGUAUUAGCUCAGUGACAAUGGAAAUCGACUUCCUACAAAAGAAGAGUGUCGACAGUAAUCCCUACGACACUGACAAAAUGAACGCGGAGUUUGUACAGCAUUUCAACAGCCAGGCCUUCAGCGUCGGCCAGCAGUUGGUAUUUAAUUAUUGUGACAAGCUGUUUAGCCUGGUGGUUAAAGAUAUAGAAGCGAUGGACCCCAGCAUCCUCAAAGGCAAAAAAGCUUCAGGCAACAAGCCAAAGAUCGACAUUGGUUUGUUGAUUGGAAACAGCCAGGUGAUAUUUGAGAAGUCAGAAACCUCUGCAGUAACACUAACUGGUAGAUCAAAAACACGUGAGUCCCGUCAGUCUAUUAUCAGCCCAGACUGGAACUUCGAGGAGAUGGGAAUUGGAGGAUUGGACAAAGAAUUUUCCGAUAUUUUUCGACGAGCGUUUGCCUCCCGCGUGUUUCCCCCGGAGAUCGUAGAACAAAUGGGUGGCAAGCAUGUGAAGGGUAUCCUGCUGUACGGACCCCCUGGCUGUGGUAAAACUCUGAUGGCGCGACAGAUCGGCAAAAUGCUGAAAGCUCGAGAGCCCAAAAUCGUCAACGGCCCCGAAAUCCUCAACAAGUACGUGGGCGAGUCAGAGGCCAACAUCCGCAAACUGUUCGCAGAUGCAGAAGACGAGCAGAAAAGACUUGGUGCUAACAGUGGCCUCCACAUCAUAAUAUUUGACGAGAUAGAUGCCAUCUGUAAACAGCGUGGCAGCAUGGCAGGCAGCACGGGGGUCCAUGACACUGUGGUCAACCAGCUGCUGUCCAAGAUCGACGGAGUGGAACAGCUCAACAACAUCCUUGUCAUAGGUAUGACCAACAGGCCGGACCUGAUAGACGAGGCCCUGCUCCGACCUGGGAGGCUGGAGGUGAAGAUGGAGAUUGGAUUACCUGAUGAGAACGGCCGUGUUCAGAUUCUUAACAUCCACACUGCAAAGAUGCGGCAGCACAAACUUUUGGGAGCUGAUGUGGACGUCAAGGAGCUGGCCAUAGAAACCAAAAACUUCAGUGGUGCAGAGUUAGAGGGUCUGGUGAGAGCUGCCCAGUCCACAGCCAUGAAUAGGCACAUCAAGGCCAGCAGCACAGUGGAGGUGAACACAGACACUGCAGAGAAACUGCAGGUCUGCAGAAUGGACUUCAUGGGCUCACUAAACAAUGACAUCAAACCUGCAUUUGGUACCAACCAAGAGGACUAUGCGAGCUACAUCAUGAAUGGGAUCGUUGUGUGGGGAGACCUGGUGUCUGAGGUCUUAAAGAAGGGCAAGCUCCUGGUGCAGCAGACACAGAACAGUGAGCGCACUCCUCUGGUCUCUGUGCUACUGGAAGGCCCACCUAACAGUGGUAAGACCGCCCUGGCAGCUAAAAUAUCAGAAGAGUCAGAUUUCCCAUUUAUAAAGAUCUGUUCCCCGGACAAGAUGAUCGGACACUCUGAAAUAGCAAAAUGCCAAGCCAUUAAAAAGAUCUUUGACGAUGCCUACAAAUCCCAGCUGAGCUGUGUAGUUGUGGACGAUAUUGAACGUUUGCUGGACUACGUUCCCAUUGGUCCCCGUUUUUCAAACUUGGUGCUUCAAGCGUUACUGGUCCUCCUGAAGAAACCCCCACCAAAGGGUCGUAAACUGCUGAUAAUCGGGACCACGAGUUGUAAAGACGUACUUCAGGAAAUGGGAAUGUUGGAUGCGUUCAGUACGACCAUUAACAUUCCCAACAUCUCCAGAGUGGAGGAGCUCGUCAAGGCUCUGGAGGAGCUCGGCAGUUUCAGUGUUCAGGAGUGUGCCAGCAUAGCAAAAGCAGAGAAGGGUCAACAUAUGUCGAUUGGAAUCAAAAAGUUGCUCAUGCUCACUGGAAUGGCUGUACAGAUGGAGCCUAAGUACAGAGUUGAUAAGUUUUUAAGUCUACUAGAAGAAGAACGAAGAACUGGCUCAAGAUUGUAUUAGACGAAGGAGAGCCACGCCAUGAAAAAUACAAAUUAUUUUAAUGUAUCUGAGGGUCCAACGGGCUGAGAGACGAGGGAUGAACAAGAUGGCGACGGUCCACAUCUCACUGCAAUGUCCAGUCUUAUUUCUAGGCAACCUCCAAUCUAUAAAAAUCUUAGAAUAAUGUAAAUUUGAAGAAAAAAAAGUUUUGUUUUGAAAUGAUUUAAUUAAUUAUGGGUAAAUAUUGUUUUCUUUUUAUAUAUAUCUAAAAAUAAAUGACUUAUUUUAGUGAUGUUUUA
This is a messenger RNA of Boleophthalmus pectinirostris (great blue-spotted mudskipper), 2620 nucleotides long. Its product is annotated as vesicle-fusing ATPase-like. The record is from RefSeq and is a predicted model, not a curated record. Gene Ontology annotation, biological process: intra-Golgi vesicle-mediated transport; Golgi to plasma membrane protein transport; SNARE complex disassembly. The coding region runs from base 105 to 2342 and encodes 745 amino acids. Lineage: Eukaryota; Metazoa; Chordata; Actinopteri; Gobiiformes; Gobiidae. Gene Ontology annotation, molecular function: ATP hydrolysis activity; ATP binding. The transcript is spliced from 22 exons. Gene Ontology annotation, cellular component: Golgi stack.